Molecule: messenger RNA, 1313 nt
Organism: Cygnus atratus (black swan)
Lineage: Eukaryota; Metazoa; Chordata; Aves; Anseriformes; Anatidae
Gene: GMDS
Product: GDP-mannose 4,6-dehydratase
Exons: 10
Coding region: 138-1121 (327 amino acids)
Biological process (GO): GDP-mannose metabolic process
Molecular function (GO): GDP-mannose 4,6-dehydratase activity
Source: RefSeq, a predicted model, not a curated record
ACGGGGCGGGGCGGGGCGGGAGCCGCGAAAUGGCGGCGCGGAGGCGGGCGAGCUGGUAGCCCCGGCCGGUAGCCACAGCCCAUGUGCGGCCGCGCCUCCGCCCCGGGGCUGCCACUGCACUUUUCCCCGGCGGCAGCAUGGCACAGGGAGGCGAGGAGGGGUCCGGCAGGAAGGUGGCUCUCAUCACCGGCAUCACCGGGCAGGAUGGAUCGUACUUGGCUGAGUUCCUGCUGGAAAAAGGCUACGAGGUGCAUGGAAUCGUUCGUCGAUCCAGUUCCUUUAAUACAGGCCGGAUUGAACAUCUCUAUAAGAAUCCGCAGGCUCACACUGAAGGAAACAUGAAGCUGCACUAUGGUGACCUCACGGACAGCACCUGCCUGGUGAAGAUCAUUAAUGAAGUCAAACCCACUGAGAUAUACAACCUGGGAGCUCAGAGCCAUGUUAAGAUUUCAUUUGACCUAGCAGAAUAUACUGCUGACGUUGAUGGAGUUGGCACUUUACGGCUCCUGGAUGCUAUUAAGACCUGUGGCCUUAUCAACUCUGUGAAGUUCUACCAAGCCUCCACUAGUGAACUUUUUGGAAAAGUGCAAGAAAUCCCGCAGAAGGAGACCACCCCUUUUUACCCAAGAUCGCCUUAUGGGGCAGCAAAACUGUAUGCCUACUGGAUUGUGGUGAACUUCCGAGAGGCCUACAAUCUCUUUGCUGUGAAUGGCAUUCUCUUCAAUCAUGAAAGUCCCAGGAGAGGAGCUAACUUCGUUACUCGAAAAAUUAGCCGAUCGGUGGCAAAGAUUCACCUUGGACAGCUGGAUUGUUUCAGCCUGGGUAAUCUAGAUGCUAAGAGAGACUGGGGCCAUGCCAGGGACUACGUUGAGGCCAUGUGGCUGAUGCUGCAAACAGAUGAGCCAGAGGACUUCGUCAUAGCCACUGGGGAGGUCCACAGCGUCCGUGAAUUUGUGGAGAAGUCAUUUAAGCACAUUGGGAAAACCAUUGUGUGGGAAGGGAAGAAUGAAAAUGAAGUAGGGCGAUGCAAAGAGACUGGCAAGAUUCAUGUGACAGUCAAUCACAAGUACUACAGGCCAACUGAAGUGUCAGUGAUCCCUGGGGUCAAGGCCUCCCAUUGAAAAGCUUAGCUGUACUGAAGAAGAAACCUUGAAAUGUGAGACUGUCUGCUGGUCAAACUAAGUAGACUCUUUGAAUGCCUUGACUCUAAAUCUCUUCACUCUGCUUUUUGACUGCUUUGGGGCCCCCUGAUAUUUACUGGCCUUGGGAAUUGUUUCUGCUAAUGCUUCUAAUGCCUGUCUCUCUCCUUCAAU